Rhododendron vialii is the source of this 609-nucleotide messenger RNA. RefSeq lists its product as uncharacterized. Lineage: Eukaryota; Viridiplantae; Streptophyta; Magnoliopsida; Ericales; Ericaceae. The transcript has 2 exons. The record is from RefSeq and is a predicted model, not a curated record. The coding region runs from base 32 to 586 and encodes 184 amino acids.
AACCGUGGUGAGACUCCUCACAAAACAAACCAUGGUGGGCACUCUGGGAAACCUCUACCAAAGCAUCGAAAAGCUGAGCGAAACCUACUUCCAACCAAACCAAACCAAAGACUCUGUCCUCAAACCAAAAGCCCCACUCUCUGCUACCCAAGUUCCCCUCUUAUCAGUCGAUGGCGGUACAUCCGCUGGCAAAACGUUUUACACUUGCCCGAACAAUAGUGCCACCGCGUAUGGCACCGGCCACCCAUAUUUCUCGGAUAAUGCCCGUGCUGUUUGCCCCAGUUGCAAGAGUAGGUUGUCUACAGGGAUCCAGUAUGUUGCGGCGGAGAAUGAAGUGGCAGCAGUUGGGGAGGGAGGUUUUGUGAAGGGGGUGGUGACUUACAUGGUGAUGGAUGAUCUGGUGGUGACUCCCAUGUCCACUAUUUCUGGGAUUACCAUGUUGAACAAAUUAAAUGUUCAGAAUGUUGGGGCACUCGAGGAGAGGGUUGUUGAUUUGGGGAUGCCUGAGGGUUUGAAGCCGUUGAAGGCAAGUUUGCAGUCAAAGAAAGUUCUAACAAAUGUGUUCCUCGGAAACACUGGAGAUUGAUGGUUGAUAUAUAGAUACUUCUA